Messenger RNA from Guyanagaster necrorhizus, 1206 nucleotides. RefSeq lists its product as uncharacterized. The record is from RefSeq and is a predicted model, not a curated record. NCBI's taxonomy places the organism in Eukaryota, Fungi, Basidiomycota, Agaricomycetes, Agaricales, Physalacriaceae. The coding region runs from base 1 to 1206 and encodes 401 amino acids. The transcript has a single exon.
AUGGACGAAACUACGUCGCUGCUAAAUGGGCGCCCCGGGAUUGUGGCGACGGCGGAGACGCUGGAGAAUAUACCAAGGGUGUCGUCGGACCGCGCAGUGCAGACCCAGUUUUCGCUGCUCGUCUUGUUGUACGCCCGCAAGAACGUCAAGGAGAUUGCCAGUGGCACGCCCUGGGAAAUGAUGCAGCAGGCGAAGAAAAGGGAGAAGUUGGCAGAAAGGACCGAGUCAGACUGCAUGGCGCUUUGGAGUGAAUUCUGCGAGGAGGACGAGGAUGUGGAGUCUGUGCUGUUUGGAGAGAUGGACGGGAUGCGGAUCAUUGAUCUGUUGGACGCUGCCCCGGAUGCACUCCUCGACGACGAGCUGUUCUAUGCGACGAUGGCCAGCGUCUGGACAAGGCACGGCCGUGCUGUUCAUAUACUCGACGUGGCUGCGAGAUUGGCGACGUACGGUCUGUUGCUGAGUUACGUGAUGCACCCGCCUGACCGGUCGACGAUCUACGUGUCCGGCGCAUACAUGGGCGGGCGCGAGUGGGCGUUAUUGCUGUUGUCGCUGUCGACGGGCUCUAUCCUUGUUUUGUUGGCGUUUGUGUUGUCAGCGCCGCCAUUCCCGGAAGACGCGUCGUUCGGGCUGCUGCUAGUGGCUGCGUUCGUGCUCACCUUUCAACUUCCUUUUAGUGUGAUCCACUACCUUCCCGCCCUCCCGCUCAUCAUCGCCCUCAGGAGGAGAGUCGCAGAGACCGUGUUCCCGAUUGUCGCCCUGUUCCUCCCCGCCCUCCUGCUCACCUGUUUCCUUCUCUCCGCCUCACUCAACAACGUCUUUCUCGCCGCCGCCAUCCCGAUUGAGACGCGCUCCUUUCUCCUCUUUCUCUUCUUUGCUAUCAUUGUCGUCGUCUUUUUAGCCCUUAUUCUCGCUCCAAGUCCCGUUCACUUUGCCAACGACAAAUGGAAACGGUACGGCCCAGCUGUCUGUCGCGAAGCCAGGUUGUCCUUUUAUCGAAUCGCGAUCACCUACUCGACUCGGUGCUACUUUCCUCCUCCGUUCAAUCUACUUGACUUCCUUUUCUUCCGUCCUCUGCUCAAUUUCGGUAUCACUGUCCGGUCCUUCUUUUGGCGCCUUACCAUUGGUGUGAUUGUGUACAUCAUCAACCGUCUCUUCCUUGCGACAGACUAUGCAACGCGAUUCCUAUGUAGAUAUUUAUCCCUUUGA